Messenger RNA from Fundulus heteroclitus (mummichog), 1623 nucleotides. RefSeq lists its product as uncharacterized. The coding region runs from base 67 to 1548 and encodes 493 amino acids. Gene Ontology annotation, molecular function: nucleic acid binding. The record is from RefSeq and is a predicted model, not a curated record. Gene Ontology annotation, biological process: DNA integration. NCBI's taxonomy places the organism in Eukaryota, Metazoa, Chordata, Actinopteri, Cyprinodontiformes, Fundulidae. The transcript has 7 exons.
UCACGGUUUCCAAGGCUGGUUAAUGGAGCACAGAACGCAAAGAUAGGAGCCGCGCAUGCGUACUAUAUGUUCUUUCAACUUAGUAGCGCCAAGAUGACGGACCAGGAAGCUACGGAGCAAAGCCAGGAACCACUGCAGAGACUUAUAAUGGAACGCCUUCUCUCAAGAAUUAAUGAGGUUCUAGACCAGCCACAUUUGGAUUUGGAUUAUUUCCAAUAUAUUGUAAAUCAGGAGGUCUUUAUUUUAACAUCUGCAUCAACUCUUCUUGAUAUACCCAUGGAUGUUAUGGAUUGUAUUUUAACCCUUCAAAGAAAGAUCAGUGACACCCUUUCUCAUGAAGAACGCUGUGUUCUUACCACAGAAGUUUCUUAUGGACGAGGGCGACCCAAAUUAGAAGUUUCUGAAGACCUUUUGGUCCAUUUAAUAGACAUGGCCCUACCAGUGUCAUGUAUUUCAAACCUGCUCGGAGUCAGCACAUCUACUAUUUUCAGACGCAUGCAUGAGCUUGGGUUAUCAACAAGAUCUUCCUACAGCAAUUUAUCUGACAGCGAACUUGACAAUGCAGUAUUAUCAAUAAAGAACAGAUUACCUAAUGCUGGAUAUCGGAUGGUAAAGGGUUGCCUUCAAGCAGAGGGUCACAGAGUUCAGUGGGAACGGAUCAAAGACUCAAUGCACCGAGUUGAUGGAGCUGGAGUUUUACAAAGAAUGUUGCAGCUAGGGUGCAUCGUCAGAAGGACAUACUCUGUACCACAUCCUUUGUCCUUAGUACAUAUAGACACAAAUCAUAAGCUUAUAAGGUAUAACAUCAUCAUAUUCGGAGCGAUAGAUGGGUUCUCCAGAAAGAUUAUGUACUUGGAGCCUGCAACAAACAACAGAGCAAGCACUGCUCUUACAUUCUUUCUAAAAGCUGUGGAAAACUAUGGUUGGCCUUCCAGGGUAAGAGGGGAUGAAGGAGUUGAAAACGUGGCAGUAGCUGAAGCCAUGUUCAGUGUAAAAGGACCGGGAAGAGGGAGUUUUAUAGCUGGCAAAAGUGUACACAAUCAAAGAAUUGAGCGCCUAUGGCGAGACGUGUGGACCAGUGUAACUCAUCUCUACUACGAAGUACUUCACAAUCUGGAGGAGCACGGACUUCUGGAGCUGUCCAACACUCUGCAUUUGUUUUGUGCACAUUAUGUGUUCCUGCCACGCAUUGCAGAUGCUCUGCACACCUUCACAGAAGGAUGGGACAAUCAUCCUUUAAAGUCUGAAGGUGGCCUCACCCCUAACCAGCUCUGGACCAUGGGACACAUGCAGAAACCUUCUCAUGAGACUGAAGAUGUGCAGAACCUAGAGCUCUUUGGAACUGACUGGGAAACGUUUGGUGGUGUCAGUGAAGAACCCUCUGGAGUUCAAGUCCCAGAAGUUGACUGUCCUCUGUCUCCAAAUGCAAUGGAAGCUGUGAUGACCAUGAUCAAUCCACUUGCACCUUCUCAAUCAUAUGGACAGGACAUUUUUGUGUCAAUGAUUCAGUAUGUUGAAGAACACUGGGCAACAAGCGACAACAUUUAACACACCUUUUGUGAAAAUAUGACUAUUUGCUGUAUCCUACCUUUGCAAAUUUAAUAAAAAUCUACAUUGAUGUCA